This is a messenger RNA of Plasmodium vivax (malaria parasite P. vivax), 4911 nucleotides long. RefSeq lists its product as hypothetical. Lineage: Eukaryota; Apicomplexa; Aconoidasida; Haemosporida; Plasmodiidae. Bases 217 to 4446 code for a protein of 1409 amino acids. The transcript has 2 exons. The record is from RefSeq and is a predicted model, not a curated record.
AGCUAGUAACACUACUCUGUUGCGCGAACGGGCAAUGUGUGGCGGCGCAAAUGGGUCGCCUAAAUUGAUUGUACGUAAAUUUUAUCUUGUUGUUUCUCCCAUUUUGUCGUUGCACCGUUUGGCGCUUUUUUGGUUAGCUUGUUUUCCUCGGUUAGUUUGACUUCCUCGGUUAGCUUCGUUUCCCCGCACUGCCUCGAAAAGGAAGUGCCCAACACAAUGAAGGCAUCCUUCCGCGCGGCCUGCGCGCUGCUUCUCCCCCUUUUGUGUAACGGAGCCCUCGGGCAACUUGUGUCCGACAGCAGGAUAUUCCUGAAGAACAAAGACGCGUACUGCCUAUAUGCCGAAAACGUUAUUGAAAAUAACAAAUUUGAAGUGGCUGCGGAUGACUGCGACAAGUUGGCACACGGAAAUGAGAGCCAAAUCACCUGGCUGUCCUCCACGAACGGAAGACUUAGAACGCAAAAUGGACUGUGCCUAAAAACGUACAAAAACUUCUUAACCGUUUCGACUUGCUCCCCCGAUUUGAACGACAAGUCGGAAAUGUGGAAAAUCGAUUCGGAAAAAAGACUCCGAAAUGAAAAUAACAGUUGCGCUCAGCUAGCUGGGAACAAAUUAUUUGCCUUCACUUGCAAUGACCUAUCCACAAGGGAAUUCGAAAUUAAGCUCUUUUCCGAGGACGAACUGAAUUUUAUGAAGGCAAAAUAUGCACACAAAAAGCUACAAAAUGUGAAUGAACAAAGUUUGCAAAAUUUUCAUGCAAAGUCGGAAGUACUCAUUAAGAGCUACACCGAAGCAGAAGGAAAAAUUAAUAAAUUUUUAAACACAGAAAAGGAAAUGAUUAAGGAAAAGGAUAAAAUUGCAAACUUAAUGAGUGACAUUAAAUCUCUCAUAAACACGUCUUCUUCUUUGGCGAAUUAUGGAACGGGUGCCCUCAUGAAAAUAUACGACAGCAUUGACAUAAGGAAAAGGAACAAUUUGUUGAGAGUUCCCCUCGAAAGUUUAGAAGUAAAUGAAGAAAAAUUAAACGAAUUGGGAAUUGAAAGUGGACAAGUCAAAAUUGUCAUUCAAAGUUUUCUUAACCCUCCAGGUGAUGGGAACUACACAUUUGUUGCGAAAAAUGUGGUAGGUAAGCUCACUGUUAAGGUAGACAGUAAGGAAAUUAUUUCAAACGCAGACAUGGCAAAUGAAACAACUGUAAGUAGCUCUCUUGUUCAUUUAAACAGAAAUAAACUCGUGCCUAUAUACAUCGAGGUGUCAUCUGCUGGGGUAGGAACCAACCCACCCAUGCCAUCCUUCUCAUUAUUCUGGUCCAGCAAGAACACACCCGAGCAAGUCAUAAAUUCGCUAUACUUGUACACCACUGUGUAUGAAAAGGUUUGCUACGCCCCGUUUCAGAAAAAGAUAGACUGCGCCACAACCUUCGAGAGAGUGCCUAGGGAGAAUAGGGAGUCCCAUUUUUUGUGCCCCUCCGAGUGUGCGGCGGAAGGGGCCUACCCUAAUGCGGCUUCUCCCAAUUUUGAGGCAAGCCCCCCCACCUGCUACGCGCUAACCGCCCGCAUGUGCGCCUCCGCAGUCGAGGCAAACUUGCUGCCACCCCAACGCGGCGGCAUCAUAAAGGUAACGAUAAAAGAGCGAACAAACGAAAAUGGCACUCCCGAACCGUGUGCCCUAAUUCUACCAACGAACAUGGAAGACAAUACGUUUAGAGGAAUCACAGACAUCAAGCUGGUAGACAUGGACGAUUUUUUCCUGAACUAUGAAGCGAACAGAAAUUUGUAUGAAGGGUACACAGGAGUUGUGACGGAUGAUAAACAUUCCCUACUGACGAAAACGGAUUUGUCUAAGAGAUACAUCUCAGAUAUUGAAAUAAAUUGUGACAGAAAUUUACGAGACAAUUAUGAAUUCAGUUCUGGGUCCUUCAUCGUAAAACGGGUCCAGCGACCCGAUUUAACAAAAAGGGAAGAAGAAAGCAUAGUGGUAGAUGCAUUUGCAGUGUUUGAAAAAUACACAAGUGGGGAUGGCACUCCUAUUUACCUACCCGGGUGGACAAGAAAAACGUGUAACAAUAUUCAACUCUACGUAAAGUAUAGACAACCGAACGAUAUGAUGAACUACCCAUCUUUGCUACUAACCUGCGAUGAUACAUUUGAAGAAAUCCAUUUUGCUAACGAAAAUGUGGUAGUUGCACGGUGUCUGCCCUACUGUCUGCACAAUGAAAGGCCAGUUCUAGGAUCCUACAUCUACGGACCGCAGUCAGCUGUAUGCAAAUCUGCCAUUCACUCUGGAGUUAUAACAAAUAAAGCAGGGGGACUCAUACAAAUAAGAAAACUGAAAAAUAUUACCCAGUCGUUUACUAGCACCAUGACAAUAACAAGAAAUGGCGUCGUAGCUACCAUCACUGAUCAUAAUAAUAAAGAUUCCUACUACUUAACGAAACCUAAUGGGUCCCUUUGUAACUUCCCCAGAACAUCUCAAAACAUUAACGAGUCUCUAAAUUCGGACUCCACUGAAGAUGCUCUCUUCUCCUUCAUCCAGACGAAGUCCUACCUGAUGGAUGUCCCCCCAGUUGCCCUAGUUCACCGGAAGCACGCCGUUUUGAAGGACCAACUGGUUAACAUGCACAAUUUGUACAGCACGGAAAGUUACAGGAGGGGAUUACUAGGUGGUGGAAGCGGACCUGCGGGGGAAAGUCAGUCCGUUCCACGCGGCGACCAUGUCGCUCAUUCAUCAGAUGUAAAGGUAGAGCAAAACCCGCAACUGAUGGACUCUUUCACCUCAUUCCAGCAAAGCUACGACGCGGAAAAGGGACACCUGCACAAAUUGGCAAAAAAACAAAAAGGCAUCUUCUCCAACUUAAUAAUGAAAAAUAAACAGAUAAACAAUUUGAAUAAAAUCUUGUCCAAGUUAAGAAGCGAACAAAAUAAUUACGAGACCUUCAUCAGGGAGAACCAAUCAUCCGUGGUGUCCCUCAUAAAACAAUUUGCGCUAAUCACAAAUGGAAAAAAAAUGAUCAUAGAAAAAUUGGAAAAGGCUCUAGCAGACGUCAAACCGAUAACCGUACAGACAUUUGAAGAAAAAUACAACUCAACAAAUAUAAAUGACAACUACGUCAUCAUCGAUGGUAGGAGUGUAAGCGGGCCAUCAAACUGGGCUGUGGAAAGAUUCACGAAUGGAAACCUCUUUGCGGCUAUCACCAAUGAUAGGCUCAUAAAAUCAGGAGAAGAGCUAUACGCUUCCUACAUCCUCCAGAGACACACUAAGCUGUACAAAGGCUUCAUCUCCUGCGAUGUUAAAAUACCAUAUGAAGGAAACAUAGGAAUUGUCAUCAAAUACAGAGACCAUAAUAAUUACUCCAAUUUUGUGAUAAACAAAAAGGAGUUUUACUUUGUCGAAAUGACAGAUGGGGAAAGGAGUCCGCCAAUUAGUAAAAGGCAAAUGAAAAGUUUGCCCUUCCAGCUAGGGGCAUGGGCAACACUCUUUAUCGAGUUUGGCUAUAAAAAUGUUAGGGCAUACAUAAACGGGAAAUACGUAAACGGAUUUGAAACAAAAAAUGAUUCAUAUGGACACGUAGGAGUGGGAAUGAACAACUGUAAGGAAAAAAUAUUCUUCGAUAAAAUUGUGAUCGGUUCUCUCGAUCAAGCCAAAUACUACAACGGGGCAAGGAAGUCAGUUGCCAUUCCUUCCACGAACGAUAUGGAUGAUUUCCACAAAGGGGAGAAAACAAACCAUUCAAAUGAAAAACCAGUCAGCGAAGAAGCUACACAUAUAGCUAGCCAAAUCGCGUGCAAACCAUUCACAGAAAGGUGCAACCUCCCAUUAGACACGAACUGGAUGGUUCCUCUAAACACCUUUUGGAGCAUUCACAAAAAUUUCGCUUUGAACUCAAUUUGGGCAGAUCCCAAAAGGGAGGAAGAACAAACGCAAAGUGUUCACCCGGGGGGAAAUAACCAAAUUGGAAAAGUCGACACAGACGAGUGCUACCUUCACUCCGCGCAGAAACGGAAAGAAGAAGGAGAUCUGCUCAUCCCAUCAAUCAUCCUCUUAAAGCGUCACAACGUAUGUACCAACAUGAAAUCGUUUUCGCUCGAAAUGUCCAUUAGCUUAAAACCUUUCACAAAAUCUGGGGUCAUUUUCAGAGUCCUAUCAUCUGAUGAUUUCUUAUCUGUCAUACUGGACACCACGGAAGUGGAUGGAAAAUUGUAUCUCCUCAAAAUUACUAACGGAAUUCCAUACCAGCUAAAUGCACCAACGCAUAUGCCAAUAACCCCCGAAGAGUGGCACCAUUUGACGGUGUCCUACGACGGGGAAGGCGUAAAUGUCACGCUGAACGACGAACUGGUGGUCAAUUCGAAGCUUAACGAACGCAGCACCGAGUUGGGAAGUGUCGGGUUGAUAAUCCUAACCGGGGAGUCCAAGUUUAAGGGCAUCUCCUUCGUUCCACAGUAAUUCACGGUAGGCAGUGCACGGACGGGGGUAGGCGGCUUAUCCGGGAAAACAAGCCAAGGGUUGGGUUGCCAAGCGUUGCCAACAGUAGGAACGCCGCACUCCGCACAUACAUCCCUUCCGCGCACACGGGGGAACGUGGAAAAGUCCCGCUCCCCGCGACUAGCCAUAUUCGGCACACAAAGUGGCCGUCCCUGGCAUUAAUCAAUUUUAAGAAAUAUACACAACAAAAUUGUUCACGCAUAAAGGGGUUCCGCAGUGCGCACUCGAUUCGUUAAUUUGUUCGUUUGUUCGCGUAUUCCUUUGUUUAUUUGUCCCAUUUGUCAAAUCCGGGAUGGUGUCAAUUUUUUUUCCCAGUCGUGCCCAUUUACUUGCAUACUCUUUCGUCAAGAAAAUGCAAAAUACGGCUGACCGCAUCAACCGAACCAAAACGCAGUUCCGCCCAUGCGCUUAAAAAUUGUUUGUUCC